AUGUCCAGCGACGAUGAGCUCCUUGCGCGAACCCCUGCAUUGGAACCGAACGCAGACAUCCGGUCGAUGGAACGAACUGGUGGUAAUAAGGUGAGAGACCUCCAGAGCGAACGCGAGGGAACGCCGAUAAGCCCGCCCGUCUUGUGCGGUGGAGCUUCAUUUAUCUGGUUCUUAUCGCGCGCUUGCCCUCCAGUCAAAAAGACGGCCAGCUAUCGGCGUCCCACCGGAGUCCUGUGGGCACUCCAUCUGCCCAGGCUGAGGAAGAUAGCCAGCACGGCGAGGGGGUCAUUUUCCCUGCAUGUCUUAGUCGAAGGUGGCCGCUUCCUGCAUGGAAGCAGAGAUGAAGUCGAAAACAUCGCCAAAGGCGGGGAAGUGGAUAAGUUGUGCGCAGUUGACGGGGAAAAGAGUGAGGGCAAGUAUUCAAAAAGAAACAUUCUCGAAGGUUUCGUGCCGCUCGAGCGACGGCACGUGACCCUCGGUGUUGAGCACGCACUGGAGCCAUGA
Messenger RNA from Aspergillus homomorphus CBS 101889, 504 nucleotides. RefSeq lists its product as uncharacterized. The record is from RefSeq and is a predicted model, not a curated record. The transcript has 2 exons. Bases 1 to 504 code for a protein of 167 amino acids. NCBI's taxonomy places the organism in Eukaryota, Fungi, Ascomycota, Eurotiomycetes, Eurotiales, Aspergillaceae.